This is a messenger RNA of Cryptomeria japonica (Japanese cedar), 588 nucleotides long. RefSeq names its product toll/interleukin-1 receptor-like protein. Gene Ontology annotation, biological process: signal transduction. Bases 1 to 588 code for a protein of 195 amino acids. Lineage: Eukaryota; Viridiplantae; Streptophyta; Pinopsida; Cupressales; Cupressaceae. The transcript has a single exon. The record is from RefSeq and is a predicted model, not a curated record.
AUGCAAUUUGUGGAUAAGUUUAACAGAAACCUUGGAUCCUACCGCUUACCUAUCUCACCAUCCUCUACUGGUUCUCUGGUUUCCUUAUUUUGUGUUCGUCCUUUUGGUCACCUUAUGGAAGAAAUUUUUCCACCCUAUCGUGUUUUUAUUAAUCACAGAGGAUCUGAUGUCAAGAAAACCCUUGCCAGCCAUAUCUAUUAUGCUCUCGAAACGCAUGGAUUGAGGGUAUUUCUCGAUAAACAGGAAUUGCAAGUGGGGGAUUUCUUAACCCCUGCAAUUCAAUCUGCCAUUCGUAGUGCCUCCGUUCAGAUCGCCAUUUUCUCCAAAACAUAUGCGCAAUCCCUGUGGUGUUUGGAUGAGCUGGUAUGGAUGUUUGAUUCUGACCCUACUUCUAUUAAGAUCAUCCCCAUCUUCUAUGACAUCGAACCUUCAGAACUUCGUUAUGUGGAGAAGGGAGCAUAUGCCACAGCCUUUGAGGAGCAUAGAAGGAAAGGCAGGGUUACCGAUGAACGAGUGGAAAGCUGGAUAAAAGCCCUCGAAAAAGUUUCUGCUAUUUCUGGCAUCACAUUCAGGACAGAGACAGACUAA